Messenger RNA from Poecilia latipinna (sailfin molly), 1904 nucleotides. Its product is annotated as leukocyte elastase inhibitor-like. Gene Ontology annotation, biological process: negative regulation of endopeptidase activity. The record is from RefSeq and is a predicted model, not a curated record. Gene Ontology annotation, molecular function: serine-type endopeptidase inhibitor activity. The coding region runs from base 139 to 1392 and encodes 417 amino acids. Lineage: Eukaryota; Metazoa; Chordata; Actinopteri; Cyprinodontiformes; Poeciliidae. The transcript is spliced from 10 exons.
AGGACAUUUGCGGAAGUUUAUUUUUUUGUUUGAAGGGGUGUGUCCCCGUGUCAUUUAUAAAAACCUGCGCUUCAACCAGCAUUCUUCAUGUGACCCAAACCCUUUCUGUGGAGCACACGACAAGCGUCUGACAGCACGAUGGCAGCAGUAACUCCUCUGGUUUCAGCCAACACCAGCUUCUCUCUGGCUCUGCUCAAAACGCUGGGGGACAAAGACAACACCGGAAACCUCUUCUUCUCUCCUUUCAGCAUCUCCUCGGCUCUGGCCAUGGUGUUGCUGGGAGCCAGAGGAAACACAACCGCUCAGAUGUCAGAGGUUCUGUGCUUCACUGAGGCGCAAAAGGUGAAUCAAGCAGGACCAGCGCAGAUGCAGAUGCAACAGAAAGCUCAAACCAAACUGCCACCACAGCUGCUGAAGACCCUGAAAACCCUGGAUGUGAACGACGACCUCCACUCCAGCUUUGGCCAGCUGCUGAGCCAGCUCAACAAGUCGAACGCUCCGUAUGCCCUGAAUGUCGCCAACAGGCUCUACGGCGAGCAGUCCUACCAGUUUGUUCAGGAUUACCUUGAGAGCACUAAGAAGCACUACCAGGCAGAACUGGAGACCGUGGACUUCGCCUCGAACGCCGAGGCAGCCAGGGUCAACAUCAACGGCUGGGUGGAGAAGCAGACACAAGGUAAAAUUAAGGAUAUCCUGGCCCAGGACGCAGUGAACUCGAUGACCCGGCUGGUGCUGGUCAAUGCUAUCUACUUCAAAGGUCACUGGGACAAGCAGUUUAAGGUGGACGCCACCCGCGACGCUCAGUUCAGCGUCAACAAGAAUGAGAAAAAGCCAGUGAAGAUGAUGCACAUGAAAUCAAAGUUUCCCCUGACCUACAUCUCAGAAGUCGCCUGCCAGAUCCUGGAGAUGCCAUACAAAGGGAAGGAGCUGAGCAUGCUCAUCUUUUUACCCAACAACAUGGAGGGUACGACUGGUCUGGAGAAGCUUGAGCAGACGCUGACGUAUGAGAAGUUCAUGGAUUGGACCAAUCCAGACAUGAUGGAUAUGAUCGAGGUCCAGGUGGGCCUGCCUCGGUUCAAGCUGGAGGAGAAAUACGACAUGAAGGCCGUCCUGAUGAGCAUGGGCAUGGUGGACGCCUUCGACCAGGCAAAUAGCGACUUUUCUGGCAUGUCCCCGGCCAACGACCUGUUUGUGUCUGAGGUUUACCACAAGGCCUUCGUGGAAGUCAAUGAGGAGGGAACUGAGGCCGCCGCUGCCACCGCCGCCGUCAUGAUGCUGCGCUGCGCCAUGAUCCCCGCCACCUUCAUUGCGGACCACCCCUUCCUCUUCUUCAUCCGACACAACCCCUCCAAGAGCGUUCUCUUCGCUGGCCGCUACUGCUCGCCUGUGUGAGGUCGUUUAGUGUGACGUGUCCGAACAGGAGGGAGGUUACAUCAAAAUGGAUCUGAGUGAGGGAGAGGAGCUGGUGUAGAGUUCCCUCUCGCUAAUCCCACCUCAGGUUUCCAUCCGGUGUAUUUAACACUGCUGUGUACAAGUUGGGUUUUACCUCUUCUCUAAGUGCCUUGCUAAAGUUUCUUCCACUGUUAAACCCGACAUCCGUUGCGGGUGUAUUUGUUAAUGUAUGUAAUGCCUUACAGCCCUGUUUGCUGCAGCUGGUUUAACUUAUAAUGUGUCCUUUUAAAAAUUUGGCCUUUUAAAAAUUUUACCUAAUGCAAAAUGGCAGCAUAAUUGCAACAUUCUUAGCACUUUAUCUUCACAAGCAUUGGAAUAAAUAAUCGCUUCACACUUGAUGCAGAACCAAAAGGAGAAGAGAGACUACAUGAAGCUUUACUGGUAUCAGAUCUGUAAAUCAUCGUAAUGCACCCCUGAACUCCCGCAUGAGGAAUAAAAGUGAAACUUUCAAA